Racocetra persica is the source of this 1386-nucleotide messenger RNA. NCBI's taxonomy places the organism in Eukaryota, Fungi, Glomeromycota, Glomeromycetes, Diversisporales, Gigasporaceae. The record is from the annotation of a GenBank genome assembly.
AUGGAACAAGCCAUGGUUCAACAAAGCCAAAAUCGAGAAACGAGGGCAAGCACUCACCCCCCACAAAAUUCGGCCAUUGUCCCCCUUUUAAUAAUUGGUUUUACUCUGCUGGCCGUUCGUCGUUUAGAGCCACGCGGCAUAAGCGAAGAGCAAUUAUUAAGCGUUAAAGAGAAGAUAAUCAGGCAAAAGGAACUAAUUAGAAUAAUUAACGGAUUAAGGCAAAAAAGAAACCAAUUAAGCCAAAUUGGAUCCCAAAAUGCAACUGCCGUCAAGAAAAUUAAAGAGGAAGUUGCCAAUUUUGAAAAAGAAUUAGAAAAAUUAGAAACCGAAUUAAGCGAAUUAACCAACCAACUUCCCAAUCUGCCGGAUCUGGAUACUCCCACUAACGAAGAAGGCAACCGAGUAAUUGCUAGUGCCGAAUAUCAACACGCUAUUCAACACAAUUUAACCCACGAAGAAAUUCUAAAAAAAUUAAAAUUAAUUGACGAGGAAAAAAGUAUUCUCCUAUCUGGUAGUAAGUUCGCAGUUUAUCAAGAUUUCGGCAGCCAAUUAUUACAUGCUCUUAUUAAUUUUAUGCGAGCCGAAAAUAGUAAACGGGGCUAUCGCUUAUUUGACACUCCUUAUUUAGUCAAGGCUCAUAACCUUUAUAAUACCGGACAAUUUCACAAGUUCCAAGAUAAUCUUUAUAAAUUAGAGGAAAGUGAUUUUUACCUCCUCCCCACCGCCGAAGUCAGUUUAGUUAAUCUCUACCAAAAUCAGAUAUUAACCGAAGCAGAAUUGCCUUUGAAGUUAUGUGCUUAUAGCCCCUGCUUUCGGGCUGAAAGGAUGGCAGCCGGUCAGGAGAAUAAAGGCUUAAUUCGGCUCCAUCAAUUUCAUAAAGUCGAAUUAGUGAAAAUAGUUGAACCCACCAACUCUUAUGACGAAUUGAAAAAAUUAGUCGCUGAUGCUCGCAAUAUUCUCCAUUUGCUAAAAAUUUCUCAUCGGGUAAUUGAACUUUGCCAUCAAGAAUUAGGGUUUACAGCAGCCAAAACUUGUGAUGUCGAAGAUCUAUACUCUCUCAAUUUAAGUAAACAACAAUUGGCUGGAGAAAUGGAUUUAAAAGACUUUACUAAGUUAACGAGUAUUCAAGCCGACGGCAACGAAUUUACCAAUUUAGAUUGGCUGUUUACUUUGCCUGAAGCAAGCAAUAAAAUCGAGAAUGUGGAUUUUACCAAAUUGUUGAAUAAUUUUCCCAAUUUGCAAUCAAUAAAUUUGGAUAAUAACCCGUUAAAUUUAAGCAAAUUGGAAGACUUAGAUGAUGAACAACUUUUUCAAUUAAAAUUGAGGGAAGAAAAUGCCGAAUUAAAACAACAAUUACAAGCCCAAGUAGAGAUUGUUCCGAAAUAA